AUGGACGGUGUAACAGACCUGACAGAUCCUUCGCGACACAAGAAGCGACGAAGACCUGCACUUGCCUGUGAACAAUGUCGCCGUCGCAAAGUGCGUUGCGACCGUCGCUUACCGUGCAGCACGUGUGUCCGCACCAACCACGCCGACUGCACUUAUGUCCCGCUCCAGAAGAUCGCUACCCCUGACAGAGGUUUUCCAAAGCAAGACGAUCCGGUAUCUGUCGCCAAGGAGUUUGGUUUAGUUGCAUUGCACGAAGCGACCUCGGGGGUAUCGGAGCUGCCGGCCAUCCCAACUCCUGGGCACUCAGCGAGAUCUGAUCCAUGGGUAAACGAUGACCCUGUCCCGCAAACAGCCGGGCACUUCUCCAUUGCAGACUCCAGCCCUGAUGAUCAUUCUGGUCCAGCAGACUUUGGCCUGUGGCAGCCUGUUCGCCCUGUUUCUUCUUUAGCGGCCAGGGAAUCUAGGCCCAAGGAUGCUCUGCUUGAUCGAAUCAGGCAGCUUGAACAACAGGUAGCAGACCUCAAAGGGCAAUACAAGCAUACAGGCGGGAACCUUCUCGAAGAUGGCCUAGUUCCUUCAGUGGGAUUGAAAUAUAGCCGCGGCUCUGUGAGCAAGACCCGAUUCUUCGGCCAGAGUCACUGGAUGAACUCGGCAGAUAUGCUGUAUCGGUUGGGAAAUAUUGCGAGAAAGCUUGAGACCGAUGAGACGUCUCAGAUUUGCCAUGACCUCAGAACAUGCAAGAACCUGGGCCGCCUGAUCAAGUCUCGUCGCACCCCCAAGUUCAAUUCUAUCACCAUAGGUGAAAACGUCCCUACCAGAGAGUUGGCAGACACUCUCAUUGAUUGCUAUCUCAGAACCUUUGAGUCUAUUCAUCGUAUCCUCCACAUACCAAGCUUCAAGGCAGAUUACGAGCAGUACUGGAAAACCCCAACUGAGCUCCCUGAUCACUUCCUCAUUCUGAUGCAAUUGUGCAUGGCAAUCGGCGCCACCUUCCAUGAUGAAUUAUUUACACUUCGUACACAGGCCAUCCAUUGGUUUUGGGAAGGCAUGGUCUGGCUUCUCACACCUUGCGAAAAAUCGAGAAUGACAAUCGUCGGUUUGCAGAUCCGCUGUCUUUUACAUUAUGUACGACAAACGGCUAAUAUCGGUUCUGACCUGACAUGGAUCGGGGCGAGUUCCUUGGUCUCAACUGCAAUGUAUAUGGGACUACAUAGAGAUCCCAAAAACCUUGUGAAAAUGACACCAUAUCGUGCCGAGAUGCGACGGCGACUUUGGGUCACGAUCCUGGAAAUAUGCCUUCAGUCAAGCCUUGACGCAGGAGGUCCACCGAGUAUCUCGAUACCAGAUUAUGACACAGAGAUGCCAGCCAACGUCGAUGACGAGUGUCUGGUCGACAGCACGGAUAUGCCAUACCCUCGACCAAAGCCCGAUAGCUCGUUUACCCAGAUGACGAUUCCACUUGCCCUCUUCAGAACCUUCCCUACUCGUCUCGCUAUCGCGAAACGGGUGAACGACUUGCGUUCUGAUACCAUCUAUGAGGAAACAUUGAGACAGAGCGGCGAGUUAAGGAAAACUCUGCAGUCUCUGAUGAAAGAACUCAAGGCACAUCCGGAGACAUCGUCUUUCCAGCUGCGUUUUGUCCAGCUGGCCACCCACCGCCUUUUCUUUGCUCUGCACCAUCCGAUAACCCCUCUUGCCAAAUCCAACCCUCUAUACUCCUACUCUCGGAUGAUAUGCAUGGAAAUAGCCCUCCGGAUCUGCCAAUCCGCGUACUUGUUGCCUGAAAAUUCAAAUGGCGCCAUCAACAUACCAGCCCAGCAGUCAGAAAUAGAUUUCCGUCGGCUGACCGUCAAUGGCUCCGGAAGCUUUCGAAGUGUUCCCAUCCAGAGCGCCUUGGUCAUAGGGCUUGAAAUUAUCAACCAGAAGGAGGCCGAAACGAGAAAUAGACCCACGAUGCCGCUGAUGAUCGAGCCUGAGUUUCACAGGAUUUUCGAAUCAUAUGCCGACUGGUCACGUUCGCGGAUACGGUCCGGAGAGACAAAUUGCAAAGGGCACUCGAUUGGGGUCUUGCUACAGGCCCAUUUCGACGCCUUCGACUCCGACUUGACCGAAGAUGAGACCGAGAAGCUGUUCGAAAGGUCAUGCAGUGAACGUGUCACCGAGUGCCUGGGCUUGCUUCGAGAGCUGGCCGGAAUCACCGUUCACGAAGAGAGUUUCGAUGAGUUGGAGUUCCAUGAUACUGACAUGGACUUUGAUUUCGGUGCAGGCCUGUUCGGUGCUUGGGAGUGGGAUCCGAUGGAUGGUGUGUUCUAA
Messenger RNA from Clonostachys rhizophaga, 2313 nucleotides. Lineage: Eukaryota; Fungi; Ascomycota; Sordariomycetes; Hypocreales; Bionectriaceae. The record is from the annotation of a GenBank genome assembly.